CGCGUUGCGAGUCGUGGAGCUUCAACUUCAGCGCUGUCAGAGAGCUGAGAAGAGCGAUCAGCUGUUAAUCUGUUCAUGUAACUUUGGGAUUAAGACCACUUACUUACUUAGGUUUCACAGCAGAUAUGGCGACAGCACAUUCGGUGUUAGCCGCUGUGUGCGUUCUGCUCAUCGCCGAACUCAUUUUGGCUGACAAAGAUUACUAUGAGAUCCUGGGCGUACCCAAAGAAGCAUCUGAUCGGCAGAUCAAAAAAGCUUUCCACAAAUUAGCCAUGAGAUAUCACCCCGACAAAAACAAAAGCCCAGAUGCAGAGGCAAAGUUCAGAGAGAUCGCCGAGGCAUACGAAACAUUGUCAGAUGACAAGCGAAGGCAGGAGUAUGAUCAGAUGAGGAGCAAUCCUUUCUCAGGGGAGGGCACGAGAGGAGGCGACAACCAAUUCCAUCAAAAUUUCAACUUUAAUUUCAACGAGUUCUUCGGAGACUUUGACGUCUUUGGACACAAUCCUCACUCCAACCAUAAAAGACAUUUCGAGAGCCACUUUCAGCAUCAGGAGGAGAUGCGUAGUAAGCACAAGAGACACUUUCAAAGCUCUUUUGGUGGUGGUACAUUUGAUGAUAUGUUUGAGGACAUGGAGCGAAUGUUUUCUUUUGAUGGACACCAAACAAGGACUCACAGCAGCUUUCAUGGUUCUGGCAGACAGCAUUGUAGGACCGUCACACAACGAAGGGGCAACAUGGUCACUACGCACACCGAAUGCUCCUAAAAUCUCCAUGUAAAAACGAAGCUGAUAUGCUAUUUUUGUUCGUUUGUUUGUUUUGGCGUAGUCUGUGAAAUCUUAUUAAAAAAAAAAUCGCACAAUCUCUUUAGUCCAGUAAACCUAAAUCAGACUAAAUAACCAAGACCUGCGGGUUAAAUAGCACUUUAUUCUGGUUGUCUUAUUAAGUCUGCAUUUAGGAUUCCUCAUCACAAGUAAACAUUAAAAGGAUGUUUUUGUUUUUAAAGUGCGUGUAAAUGUUUGGUUUGACUGAAGUGUUGUUAAAGUGUUGCACAAUAACAAUCUCUUUUCAUUUUCAUUUUGUUUACGGCAUGUUAAACAAUUUGUAUAUCUUCCAUCUCAGCUAACAUGACACCCAAGCAAGCUGUGGCUCUUUUCGUGGGGAAAUCCCCUGCAUGUGCAAUAAUUAUCAUAAUCUCGUUGCUGUUGGGGGAUCUGUCAGCUGUAGGCUUUUACUGGUAAAACAGUAUAGGAUCAAAUUAAAUGCUUUACUGUAAAACGGUUGCUGUUUUGUUUAAGCAUUGGUAUCAUGUUUAAUUUCCAUGUCAUUUCUAAGAUAAUUUUAGGGCAAUUUCCUGGGGGUCCUUAGUGAAUGGCAUGAGAAAAAGCCAUGUUUAAUCUUUCAUCUGUCAUGUAAAUGAACUAUAGGGCUAAAUCCUACUCUCCUUAUAAUUCUGUCCAAAUUUGUUUAUCUCAGAGCCACGGUGCAGUUUUGUCAAAUUAAAUAUUUGAGCUAAGCUGAGCUAAACCUUAUACAAUUUCUGUGCCAUUCAUUACAACAGUUACCUCAUGGCAAAGCUUUAUGGACAGUCAAAGUGAUAUGCAAUAUUAGAACAAGCACCUUGUGUAAUUAAUGCAUAUUGUAUGUUUUUCCUCUUUGGAAAUCUCUGUCACUCUGUUCUGUGUUGUUUUGUUUUCAUAAAGCCUGCAUUAUGUUGAAA
Messenger RNA from Paramisgurnus dabryanus, 1717 nucleotides. It is a transcript of the gene dnajb9b, whose product is annotated as DnaJ heat shock protein family (Hsp40) member B9b. Gene Ontology annotation, molecular function: misfolded protein binding; protein-folding chaperone binding. The record is from RefSeq and is a predicted model, not a curated record. Gene Ontology annotation, cellular component: endoplasmic reticulum. Lineage: Eukaryota; Metazoa; Chordata; Actinopteri; Cypriniformes; Cobitidae. Gene Ontology annotation, biological process: ERAD pathway.